This is a messenger RNA of Fusarium odoratissimum NRRL 54006, 342 nucleotides long. RefSeq lists its product as uncharacterized. NCBI's taxonomy places the organism in Eukaryota, Fungi, Ascomycota, Sordariomycetes, Hypocreales, Nectriaceae. The record is from RefSeq and is a predicted model, not a curated record. Bases 1 to 342 code for a protein of 113 amino acids. The transcript is spliced from 2 exons.
AUGACAGUGACUCGAGUCGUAUCUCUCCAUGAGAAAUCACCGGUACUCCAUGCAAAGAACUUCCAAGAUCGAGGCCAAUCAAGGCACCAAGACGUCGCAGUCGGAGGGCUCGAACAUACAACGGUCGGCCGAGCCAUCUGUGUUGGUGAGAACCCGUCCUCAGAAGACCUGUGGCGAGCCUACAUCCAAUACGAGCAGAUUGAAGAGAAUGCCAACGCAGUCAAGAUGCUCUCCCGGGUAGGUAGGAGGUACCAUCUUGUCCGUUUCUACAGAUCAUACAAACAAAAACAACUUAAAGCUGGGGAAACCCCUGGCAAAGCUAAACUGCCAGGAUCCCAUUAG